Meleagris gallopavo (turkey) is the source of this 4553-nucleotide messenger RNA. It is a transcript of the gene DEGS2, whose product is annotated as delta 4-desaturase, sphingolipid 2. NCBI's taxonomy places the organism in Eukaryota, Metazoa, Chordata, Aves, Galliformes, Phasianidae. Gene Ontology annotation, cellular component: membrane. The record is from RefSeq and is a predicted model, not a curated record. Gene Ontology annotation, molecular function: sphingolipid delta-4 desaturase activity. Gene Ontology annotation, biological process: sphinganine metabolic process; ceramide biosynthetic process.
AUGAGGGCGGCUCGGAGCGGGGUACAGUGCUGGAGCCAUGGGGAAUCGUGUCACCCGAGGGGACUUCGAGUGGGUCUAUACCGAUCAGCCCCACACGCAGCGCAGGAAGGAGAUCCUGGCAAAAUAUCCAAGGAUCAAGACUCUGAUGGGACCAGAUCCACAUUUGAAAUGGAUUGUAUCUGGAAUGGUUUUCAUGCAGUUUCUAGCAUGCUAUCUGGUGAAAGACUUAUCUUGGAAAUGGAUUUUCUUCUGGGCUUAUGCUUUUGGGGGUUGCAUCAACCACUCAUUGACCCUAGCCAUCCACGAUAUUUCACACAACGUCGCCUUUGGGAACAAGCAGGCCAAAUGGAACCGAUGGUUUGCAGUCUUUGCCAACUUGCCAGUUGGUGUCCCUUACUCUGCUUCCUUCAAGAAAUACCACAUAGACCACCAUCGGUACCUUGGUGGGGACAGCCUGGAUGUGGACAUUCCCACGGAUUUUGAAGGCUGGUUCUUCUGUACACCACUUCGGAAACUGCUUUGGCUCUUCCUCCAACCUCUAUUCUACAGUCUGAGACCACUGUAUGUGAAUCCCAAAGCAAUUACACAGAUGGAAAUUUUUAAUGCCCUUGUGCAGUUUUCUGUGGAUUUUAUUAUUUUCUACCUUUGGGGACUCAAACCUAUUAUUUACUUAAUAGCAGGUACAAUUCUUUGCAUGGGCUUACAUCCCAUAUCUGGGCACUUCAUAGCAGAACACUACAUGUUCUUAAAAGGAUAUGAGACGUAUUCUUAUUAUGGACCUCUGAACUGGCUCACCUUUAAUGUAGGUUAUCACAUGGAGCACCAUGAUUUCCCCAGUAUUCCCGGAAGCAAGUUGCCAAUGGUGAAGAAGAUUGCUGCAGAGUACUAUGACAACCUCCCCUACCACCAGUCCUGGAUUCGAGUCCUGUGGGACUUUGUAUUUGAUGACAGUAUUGGUCCUUACUCAAGGGUUAAGAGAAAAUGCAAACUGGCAAAAGAAAGCUAACAGAGCAGCUCCAGCUGCUGCAGUGGCAUUUUGUUUGUUUGAAUGGUUUGAGUGCUCCGCAGAAGGAGGAUGCUUUGUGUGUGCUUGGUGUAGCAUUGGCACACGCUCUUUAGAUGAAGAGGAUGAGUGUCUGCACUAUUUAAAAUACUGAUACUUUUUAAUAAGGGAUAUUUUAUGUAACCUUGAAAAACUAGAUGAGAGCAGGCUACACUCACAUGAAUCUUGGUCUAGACUUAGAAUUAACUUCCUGGGACAUGUGCAUCCAAUUUGGAGCUUUGGCCUGGUGUGCAAUGAAGAAUAUUUGGUGCAUGAAUGGGCAUGCUUGUGUGUAGGUUAGGACUGGUUUCUCUUCAUGCCAAGUUAGAUGUAGAUGCUUUGCAUGCAUCAGACCGUGGAAGCAGGGAUGACUGGCAUGCAGUAGCAAAUGAUACUUUCUAGAGAACACAAGGGUGCCUUCAACUCAAAGCAUUGCCUAAAUAUCUUGUGCCUGACAAUAGCUGCUUGCAUGAUUUUGUAUGUGAAAUGGAAUACAUAUGUUGUUUUUUUUUUUAAUACCUGAAUCAAUAUUUUAUUAGCUGCUGUUUGACCUUUAUUUCAGGGCUUUUCCUAAACCUUUUCUGAGCCAUUUCUAUUCUUAGUAUCUGAUGUUCAGUGUAACUUGCUGGCAGAAUUGAACUGAGAUGUGGAAAAACCCUUUCUUUCUUUAACCUUCAGCUCACUGAUCAGCAAUGUGGCAUACCACAGCUCGUGUUGUGAGAAAUGGCUAAUCCUUUUCCACUCAUCCUUUCAACAGUAUACAGAAUUUCAUAUUUGCUCAUACCUUUCACUUACUAGAAGCCCUCUGGGAGUGGAAGGGUUCUAGUUUAAAUUGCUUCUUAUAAGGGCUUUUACUAUUCCUGAUCAUCUAACUUGGUCUUCUGUGUAUUGUACCUAUUUCUGUGAAUAGGAGUCACUAUCACUGAAGACACUGGAGAUGUUAUGUUGACAUUUGUUCCUAACUACUUUCAGUGCAGUUCUAACUUUUUCUCUCUGUGAUUCAAUGGGAACUGACUCAGCAAUCAGGAAGCAUGUGAUAUUCCAGCUAUAAAAGCCAUCACUAAUGGUGAUAAGGGGAUAUAAAUGGGACGUGGUGCUGGUAUUGUUUCUCUCCCUACAUGCAGUAUAUUGCACUAUUGACAUUGACCUAGAUCUGUCAUUUCUAGCCCUUGGAACAAUUCCAUCUUCCUGCCUCUCUUCUCCAACCACCAGCUUCUUGAUACCCUCAAUAAUAGUAUUUCAUCAAAAAACCUUAGUCACCAUACCUUUCUCCAUGAAGAAAAUACUGAAAAAUUUCUUGGGAGUUAGGAGCUGAUAUGUCAUCUAACAACUCUCCUGCACUCUGGAAAGGACAGGUAUAAGAAGUCAGCUUACUAAGUGGACAAGAGAGAACACUAUAAAGGUUCUCUUAUAAACUGAGAGUUUAAUCCCUCUAGUGGUUUUGACUUUUUGUUUUCUUCUAGAAAUCCAUAUAUGUUACAAAUGUGGAAUAAUAAUUCCCUUUAUGUUGAGCUCUCAAAGACUAUUACUGGGCCUGGGAUGCCUGAUUCCCUCAGGAAACACAGUUUUGCUCCUGUCUCCUACAGCACUGUGCCCAGUGAGUCAUACUGGUAUGACUUUUUAGCAGUAGUUUGCCUCAGUCCUGCUGGCACUUCAUGAUCAGAUAUUCAACUUCCAGUGUCCUUAGCAAGCUGUUUCACAACUCUCAGCCAAUUUAGUAAGCAAACAUAAGAACAAUAUUAAAGAUUAUGAUGUUCCUCAUUCUGUAUUACUCCUCUGUAGAAACUGACUUUUCUCUAGCUCCCUUAGCUGUUCCACAAUGCCAUUAACCUACUUCAUCCACAUGUUAAUAGCCAAGCCUGAUACAGAAACUAUACUAUAUAGCGAAAGUAACCAAAGUUGUUGGUUGUUUCUCACCUGCGUAGCAGUUGUGUUCCCAAUCUGCUUUGUCACAGUCCUCCCAUUCUGGAGGGAGACUUGAAGGUUCUGGAAGUCCUAGUAUCUGCUGUGCUCUCAGGUAGCAAAGCACCAGUUAAAGAGGGUCACUGGUUUUCUGGUGAGGUUGAUCACAGUUGCUCUCUACCCUUAGCACCUGACAAUUGCACUCAGAACUUCAGCAAUCUGUGAUGGAUUUAUAGUGCUGAGUAAAGCACCUGGAGAUGGGACCAGGUGUUACUGCUUCUACCAGCCAAGCCCCCCUGCCCAUCCUGUGCACCUUGGGACUCUGCUCCCAUUAAAUGGCCAUGAACAAACUUCAGUUGAUUGUCUUAAUGACAGGAGGCCUGCAAAGGAGGGUAAGAAAAGGUCAUUUACAGCAGGUUGCUAGUGUUACUAUAGGAUCAUGCUGUAUCCAGGCUGUGCUCAACCUGGGUGACAGUGCAGUUAUUGCUGACUGUAGGUGUAGCACCACACGCCAAGGUAAAACACGAACUGAGCUGGGACCCAACUUUGUCAAGCUGAAGAAAGAUUAAUAAAGACUUUCACAGAAUGGUUGUGACUAUCCGUGAGGAAGAAGUUUAGAAAAGCGCUUGCUGUUGUCAGGUAUGCCAUCAAAUAGCACAGGACAAGAGGUAGAGGCCUUAAAUUGCACCAGGGAAAGUUCCAGUUGAGUAUUAGGAAAAGUUUCUUCUCAGAAAGAGCGGUACUCCAUUGGCACAGGCUGCCCUGGGAGGUUGUGGGGUUACUGUCCCUGCAGAUGUUCAAGAAGUGUGGAGGUGUGGCACUGAGGUGUAUUGUUGGUGGGCAGGGUGGGGUGGGUUGAUGGUUGGACUAAACGAUUUUAGAGGUCUUUUGCAAUCUUAAUUGUUCCAUGAAAUGGUUUUAUAAUUAAGAAACACGUGAGCUAUUGUAUCAUAUUUAUACAGCAAACCAUAAUAAACUUUACUGAUAUUUGGCUGAGUUCUUCCUACCAGAAAGGCUCUUUCUCCUGGUCUUGGAGCUGUAGUGCUGUGUUUCACAUCCAUGCCUUUCUGCUUUAGUUCUCACUUGAACAUCUUAUCCUGCUGUCUAUCUUUCUCUAGCCAGGUGGGAAGCCAGCACUAAACAGCUAGCAGAUGUCAGCUUGGACUGCGGAUUGCCCUUCGAUUAAGCUUAAAUUUCCCUCAUUUAUCUAAUAGUUAGGUUUACAAUAUAACUGGAGAAAAAAAAAAUGUUUUCUAGAAGGCAGAUGGAGUGCCUUUGAUGAUUGCUGAAGGACAACCACAAGCUCUCCAAGCCAAAGCAGAUAAAAGUUUAUAAGUAACUAGCAAGCCUGCCCCACCCCUGCCCUCCCAGGCAUCCUGCUGCUUGAAGGCAGCCACACAGGAUCAUGGAAUUGGGUGAGAAGGGAGCCCUGGCCCAAGCUCUGCUUCAGCUGGGCCCCACAGCAGCCUCCUGGUCCCUGCCUGAGGGCUGAGGAAUGACCAUGGCCCCUGGGGCUCUGCAAUAGCCCCUCUUGGCCUGGUUUACAACACGAAGCCAUCAGGAAGGCCCAAAACAAGGUGAGGGAGCUUGGGAAAUGCUGAUUUCCACA